CAGCACCAACGCACAGAAAAGACUUGGCAAUCCCACAGGAGGCGACCGGUACAAAGUCUGACCCCAAUCUCUAUACUCCCGGCGCAACGGAACAGUCGACAGCCUCAUUGCCCCGGGCAGGAGAAGCGCUCACUACACCAACCCCACAUCAACAUGACACAACGGUACCAACCGAAGCACGGGACAAGCAUGGGUCAAGUGAAGCUACCCUCGGAGAUAGGUUAGAAACAGGCACUGCCGCGCCAUCUCACAACCAAGACGGGGUAUCGGUGCAAGCAUCAUCACCCAUUAAACAAGUACCAGCACAUACCAAACAAGCACCAGCACAUACCAAACAAGCACCAGCACAUACCAAACAAGCACCAGCACACACCAAACAAGCACCAGCACACACAGCAGCGCGCAAGAGUCCAGACUCGGCACACGAUUCAUCACUACCCAUCGCAGUGGCCGUACACGCACAUGCACACCAACAAGCACACGCACCCAAGCAGAUACCGGUCCAUUCAUCAUCACCCCACGAGCACAGGGAACUGCCGGACGGCAAUGCGAGCGUGAGUGCCAUCAGUCUGUCACCAGUGCCACAGCCGCAAAGCGGUGCCAAGGGGAAGCCAUGCGGCAGUGACGGCGUACGACCGGCGGCACCAGGCCUGGCGCUGAAUGGCUCUGUGAAUG
This is a messenger RNA of Sphaeroforma arctica JP610, 675 nucleotides long. RefSeq lists its product as hypothetical. The annotation marks the transcript as partial. NCBI's taxonomy places the organism in Eukaryota, Ichthyosporea, Ichthyophonida. The record is from RefSeq and is a predicted model, not a curated record. The transcript has a single exon.